UCUCUCUCCCUCUGCUUCAUUUUUUAUUUUUCUGGGCUUUUAUUAAAUUUGAGAUGUUGAUGGAGUUCAGCUUAGUUCUUUUGUUAUCUCUCGUUCCUUAGUUAAGCUGCGUGUAGUUCUUUCUGCUUCUCAGCGCUUCCAACCUCUGAUUUGAUUCUGUCACCUUCUUGUUAUGAAACUACACCCACACACACAUGAAAAAUGAAAUAUGAAAGAUAAAUUACAUUAUUUUUUAUUUAUAUUUUAAGAUACUUGAUGGUGAUUAUAUUCUGAAGCCUUCUAUACAAAUGCCACCUUGGCCAUUCUGUUUCUGAAAUCUGGAGCUGUGUCUCAGUGCGCGCUUCCCUUUCUUUCUCGCCGCCACCGUUUGCUGACCUUUUCUAUCUGCUACUAUAUUCAAUUCAAUUCGCUUUUCUUUCUGCUUUUUUCUCUCUAAUGUACCGGUUGCUGAUGCUGAUCUCCACCUUGGUUUUGUUUGACAGGAAUUUUUUCUGCUAUUUUUAGUUAGUCUUUUUUUUCCCCGCUCAAAGAUGGUCGGCAUCGUCUUUUUUAAAUACAGAACAGUCUCUCGAAGCUCGCAGAGAAAGAAAGAAUCUGUUUUAACUUCUUUAUUCACACGGUUAUAGACAUGGUUGAACAGGGCAGCCAGAGGAAUAGGCCAAAUAUACUGGUGACUGGUACACCGGGGACAGGAAAGACAACAAUGUCCUCUGCUCUAGCUGAAGCAAUCCAACUUCGCCAUAUCAAUAUUGGAGAAUUGGUCAAAGAGAAGAAUUUGCAUGAUGGAUGGGAUAAUGAGCUUGAUUGUUAUAUCAUUAAUGAAGACUUGGUCUGUGAUGAGCUUGAAGACAUCAUGGAAGGAGGAGGGAACAUAGUGGACUACCAUGGCUGUGAUUUCUUUCCCGAGCGGUGGUUUGAUUGUGUGGUGGUACUUCAAACAGAUAACUCUGUGUUGUAUGACCGCUUGAGCAAGAGAGGGUACAGUGAGUCAAAGCUUUCCAACAAUAUCGAGUGCGAAAUCUUUCAAGUUCUGCUUGAGGAAGCAAAAGAAAGUUACCCAGAGGACAGAGUUGUUGCAUUAAGGAGUGAUACUAUUGAAGACAUAAAUAGAAAUAUUGCAACUCUAACAGAGUGGGUAAGAAACUGGCAUCCCCGAUCUUAGUUGCAGCGAACUCAAUACAGCAAAAGCAGGACCUUGUAGAUAUUGUUUUGCUGUCUUCUUUGUACUGUUUUCCUCCUUUUGAGGUUUAGUUUCAUAUUAAAACUGGCCUUCUUCCUGCUGUUUUCCUCAGCAUGGAGUUAUCUUUUAA
Molecule: messenger RNA, 1310 nt
Organism: Prosopis cineraria
Lineage: Eukaryota; Viridiplantae; Streptophyta; Magnoliopsida; Fabales; Fabaceae
Product: adenylate kinase isoenzyme 6 homolog
Exons: 4
Coding region: 629-1162 (177 amino acids)
Cellular component (GO): nucleus; cytoplasm
Molecular function (GO): ATP binding; AMP kinase activity; ATP hydrolysis activity
Source: RefSeq, a predicted model, not a curated record